CAUCAUUAGCGAAGCUAGUUGUUGCUACAAUCCAAGACGUGCGAAUAUUCACAGUUGGGUGCGACUGCUAUGAUGAUUUUGCGAAGCAGCACCAGUUUCUAAAAAGGAUCUCUCGACAAUGUCUGAAGACGAUGACACGCCGUCAGCAGUGGCGCCUGACAAAGAGGACAGCAGCGACGAGUCUGAGGACGAGGACAAGCAACAGGUCACCAUUCAAAUGCCACCCACGAACUUCUCCAAUGUCAGUGUGCAGAAUUCGAACAACGUGCACUUCGGGAACACUGCUGUUUACAAUGGUGACGUGACCGUGAUAAUGAGCCCCCUCGAAUUGACCAAUAUGGACACAAGCCUCCAGCAGUUAAAACUAUCAGGUGAAAAGUUAGUGCUCCUACCCAAUGGACAACCUGCCAACCUGACCGACGACCAUAAGACCAAACUUGUCGAGCGAGUACUCGGCAAGGUCCAACAGUGUCCUGACCAAACAGUUCAUACUUCUGAUAAAAAUGCCUUCAGACCGAAAAUCUGUCUCAAGUAUUCUAUCAAGAGACAGUUGGCCGUUUUUUCGGUUUCAGUUGUCGUCAUCAGCCUUUUGGUAUCCCUUAUUGUAAUUUUAAACCUUCAACACAGUUUUCAACACACUUGCGAGGAUAACAACGAUCAAAUUGAAUGUCCCAUUUAUGAUAAAGGGAGCAAUUUCAUCAACGGGACAGAAGGCUCGGCGCCAUACUACUCAAGGGUAGAUUGGAUAGCGCAGCCUGUUAACUACAGCGACUAUCUCAAGCUUCCAGUUGAGUUUGUAAUUAUCAGCCACUCAGCAACUCAACCAUGCUACAACAAUUCGCAGUGCAUCCUCCAGGUACGGAAAUUCCAGAUGUAUCACAUUGAAAGCUUUGGUUGGGCAGACAUCGCUUAUAACUUUUUGGUUGGAGGAGAAGGCGGAAUUUAUGAAGGGCGAGGAUGGGACAAAAUCGGCGCUCACGCCAAAGGCUACAAUACAAAGAGCAUUGGAGUCAAUGUAAUUGGAACGUUUGUAAACGUGCUACCAACAAGCAGACAAAUGAAGAGUGUCAAAAUUUUGAUGGAGGAAGGAGUGAGACUAGGAAAAUUGAGGGAAGACUACAAACUGAUUGGACACAGACAAGUUUCUGUAACCGAGUCACCUGGUAAAACGUUUUUCAGUGAAUUGCAAAAAUGGCCACAUUGGUACAGUACUAUUGACCUGCCGAAGAGAUCUUAAAUUUGUGGAUAAAUUGAAUUUAAACAGUUAUUAUGAUGUAAUGAACACCGCAACAGAACUUUAAAAAGGCAGAAUUUUCUUCAUCACCAACUCAACGUGCAUGAAAUGACAGGUGUUUAGAUUUAGAUUUUCAUUUAGUUGUUUACUUUGUGCAAGUGACGGCUUUUCUGUCCCAAACGCUGAUUAUGUUAACAAAAUUUGCUGUGAGAAAUGCAACAAAUUUUUUAUUUUAGUUUUACUUUAAAAAAAUGUAUAAUAUGUUUCAUAUCAACUUUGUCAUUGUGAAAUAUAAAACUUUGUGUUGUGUUGAAGAUGCACUA
This is a messenger RNA of Cloeon dipterum, 1557 nucleotides long. Its product is annotated as peptidoglycan-recognition protein LE-like. The record is from RefSeq and is a predicted model, not a curated record. Gene Ontology annotation, molecular function: N-acetylmuramoyl-L-alanine amidase activity; zinc ion binding. The transcript is spliced from 4 exons. Lineage: Eukaryota; Metazoa; Arthropoda; Insecta; Ephemeroptera; Baetidae. Gene Ontology annotation, biological process: peptidoglycan catabolic process. Bases 119 to 1237 code for a protein of 372 amino acids.